Molecule: messenger RNA, 3744 nt
Organism: Oreochromis niloticus (Nile tilapia)
Lineage: Eukaryota; Metazoa; Chordata; Actinopteri; Cichliformes; Cichlidae
Gene: dachd
Product: dachshund d
Exons: 11
Coding region: 261-2081 (606 amino acids)
Biological process (GO): regulation of transcription by RNA polymerase II
Cellular component (GO): nucleus; transcription regulator complex
Molecular function (GO): DNA-binding transcription factor activity, RNA polymerase II-specific; RNA polymerase II cis-regulatory region sequence-specific DNA binding
Source: RefSeq, a predicted model, not a curated record
UCCACAGAGCGGAGCUGCACUUUUCAGCUCAUUUUCCUCCUGUCAUUCCUCCUCCUAUCUUUGAUCAUUGUCCCGCCGCUCGCCCCCCUCCCCAAAAGAAAAAACCCUCACUCAGCACGCCUUUUUUUCGGUAGCUCUUUUUACUUUCCAACUUAUCUGAGGAGCUAAACUCUCGUGGAUUCUUUCAUUUAGGGGUAUCUCGGCAGGCUGGGUUUUCUACUUUGAACUUCGGCUACUCUCUUCCCCUCUUGUAGGUGACCAUGGCCGUACCGGCUGCUCUGAUCCCACCAAACCCUCUGGUCCCACCGCCUCCAAUCUCGACUCCUUCCGCGACGACGUCCCCGCCGUCGACAACUUCAUCACCAUCUCCAUCCCUGGCCCCCCCAUCGGGACCCGGACAGAACCUGUUCAGAUCAGAGCUCCUCGCAACCAGCAGCCCGGGCAUCCCGACCCCAACCGCGGCUCUCCCCCCGAGCAAACCCGUGUACUCGACCCCGUCGCCUGUUGAAAACAUACCGCAAAACAACGAGUGCAAGAUGGUCGAGUUGCGCGGUGCCAAAGUCGCCUCUUUCACCGUGGACGGCUGCGAGCUCAUCUGCCUUCCUCAGGCUUUCGACCUGUUCCUGAAGCACCUGGUCGGCGGACUGCAUACGGUCUACACCAAGCUGAAGCGGCUCGAGAUCACGCCGGUUGUGUGCAAUGUGGAGCAGGUCCGCAUCCUCAGAGGGCUCGGCGCCAUCCAGCCCGGCGUGAACCGCUGUAAACUCAUCUCCAGAAAAGACUUCGAGACCCUUUACAACGACUGCACCAAUGCGAGCUCCAGACCCGGCCGGCCUCCGAAGAGAACCCAGAGCGUGACAUCACCCGAGAACCCCCACAUCAUGCCCCACUCAGUCCCCGGCCUCAUGUCCCCCGGCAUGAUCCCGCCCACAGGCCUGACAGCAGCGGCGGCAGCAGCUGCCAACGCAGCCAUCGCAGAGGCCAUGAAGGUCAAGAAGAUCAAGCUGGAGGCAAUGAGCAGCUACCACGGCAACGCCAACCACCACGGGGCCGACGGAGAGAAUGGAGACCUCAGCUCCAGUGUCGGCCUGGAACUCCCCUUCAUGAUGAUGCCACACCCUCUGAUCCCAGUCAGCCUGCCCCCAGCCUCUGUCACUAUGGCGAUGAGCCAGAUGAACCACCUCAGCACCAUUGCAAAUAUGGCCGCCGCAGCACAGGGCCAAAGUCUGCCCUCCAGAAUGGUCACCUCUGUUAUAAAGGGGUUGCAGGAACGUGUGCCGGACAGUCCCUCCCCUGCUCCUUCCUUAGAAGACAACAGGAGGCCAGGCAGUCACCCAUCGUCCCACCGCAGCAGCAGUGUGUCCAGCUCCCCAGCCCACACAGAAAGCUCCUCAGACAGGAUACCCACACACCACAAUGGUCUCUCCAUGAACCAAGCCUUGCUUGGCCUGUCACCCAACAUCGCACCGGGACCUAAAGAGGGAGACCUGGCCCAUGACAUGAGCCAUGAAGCAAAGAGGAUGCACGCUGAUAAAGAGGACAACCCAAUGUGCACCCCAACAGCAAGAGAUAGCUACGAGCGAUUGUCACUGGCUGGACAGACCCUGCCUCCGGGAUUCCCUUCACCUUUUCUCUUCCCAGACGGCCUGUCAUCAAUAGAGACUCUCCUUACCAACAUACAGGGCCUGCUCAAAGUGGCAAUUGACAAUGCGCGGGCUCAAGAGAAGCAGGUGCAGCUGGAGAAGACAGAGCUGAAAAUGGAGCUGUUCAGAGAGAGGGAGCUCAGGGAGACUCUGGAGAAGCAGCUCGCCAUGGAGCAGAAGAACAGAGCCAUCAUUCAGAAGCGUCUGAAGAAGGAGAAGAAGGCCAAGCGGAAACUCCAAGAAGCUCUGGAGUAUGAAUCCAAAAGGAGAGAGCAGGCCGAGCAAACCCUGAAGCAGCCCUCGCCCUCUGACAGCAUGCGCUCACUCAACGACUCUCUGACCCCUGAGAUGGAGAGUGACCGCAGCAGUGGGAGAACAGAUGCUGAAAGGACAAUACAAGAUGGAAGACUUUUCUUGAAAACCACAGUGAUGUACUGAUAAGGCCACGAGGAGCUGGAGGAAUUUAAAAAACAAAAUGAAAAAAAAGGGCGGGGGGGAGAAAGAAAGAAAAGAAAACUCACGAAGACUUUCGAGAGCCCUUAUCCAGGCAGAUUUAGUAGUGGAAGGAAGUCAAGCUGCUUGUAGGAGUUCAGUGGACAUGCUGUGUUCACCCCAAUGCUGGACGAGGUUGAGUUUGAAUGUAGAAUAAGGAGUCUUUUUUUCAUCGCAGAGGCCAACUAUGAAAUAGUUUGACGAAGCAGGUUUUGACACAACAGCUUGGCCAACGUGAAGGAUAAACAUAUAUAUUGAGCACAGUAAAAAUGUACCCAUGGUACAUGGUUGGUAAUAACUCAUAAAUUCACAGCACUGAAGAUUUUUAUACUGUAUCUCAGCCAGCGAGAAAGCUUCAAAAAAAAAAAAAGAAGAAGAAGAAAUCCGACUGAAGUUCUGUUUUGUAUUUCAAAUUGAAUUUUGAGAAGCUAAAGAGAUGAACCUUUGUGUGUGGGGGGUGGGAAGGGGGCGGGAGGGGAAACGUGAGUUUAUCCAUGUGUUCAUCAAAAGAAGAAGAAGACGACUGAUGUUUGAUUUUCAUGUUUUCUAAAUUAGAUGAUAAUACAAUCAAGUUUCCUUUUUACAUUUGUUGUACAUACGAGAUCCGAUGAUGCUGAUAGGAAAAACUCACUCCAGUCGAACCCGAGUGGAUUGAUAAGGUAUGUGUAUAUAAUGUUAAGAGGUAUUGUGUAUGCAGUAGAACUAUUAGGCAAACAAUACCGCCAUUUAUAUAAACCUUCAGUUUUUGUUUUGUUUUUUUGUUCGGUUUUUUUGUUCCGUUUUGUUUCGUUCUAUCUCUGAGCCGUCAUCCUUUCCUAUAGCUGCCAUUUUGGUGAGAAAGCAUGCAGGCAUGUAAAUGUUUGUCCUGGAAUUAUGAUAUUUAAUAAAUCCUAUAUUGUGCUGAACAAAUACUAGGGUUGACUCACUCAAGCCCGGAUGAUUUUAAAAACAUAAUUAACAAACAUUUCACUUUCAAAAAUGAAGUUUUUUUGUUUUGUUUUUUUGCUGUCAAUACUACUGUAAUCUUUGUAACAGAGGUAAUAUUUCUUGGAAUUUACUGUACAUUUUUGUCAUGAGGCACACUCAGAAAUCAGCACCUCUCGAUGCGUUUUUUUAAAAAAAAAGAAGAAAAAAGAUGAAUUAUUGUCGUGUCAGCUUGAAAAACAAUCAGUCAUGAUGCAACCUUUCAAAUCUAAACGCUAUUUGAUUACAUUGCUCUAAUCCCUGUUUGACCUAUACAAAUACACUUUUUUAUUUUAGGUUUUUUUAUAGUGUUUCACGAUAUCCCGAUAAGAAAAGAAAAAAAAGUCAUCAUUUUACUGUUACUUUCCCUAAAGACUUUUGGAGUUUUGGUGCUGAAACACCUGUGUAUAUUCUCAAGACAUAAGCUGAUGUCAGUCCUUUAACUGCAAAACAGUUUAGACCUUUUGUGUUUUAAUCAGGAGAAGAAGAAGGAGGAGGAGGGAGAGUGUCCCAUGUUCACAAUGUUUGUUCUUUUUUGUUCUCAAUGGAGUGUCUAGGUCUGUUGUCACUGAUAACUUAUAUAACUUCUUGAAUCAUCUCUUCAUUGUAUUUCAAAUUCAAAUAAAGUUAACAUGUUGAUGAUAAA